Arabidopsis thaliana (thale cress) is the source of this 462-nucleotide messenger RNA. RefSeq lists its product as uncharacterized. The transcript has a single exon. NCBI's taxonomy places the organism in Eukaryota, Viridiplantae, Streptophyta, Magnoliopsida, Brassicales, Brassicaceae. Bases 1 to 462 code for a protein of 153 amino acids. The record is from RefSeq and is marked reviewed.
AUGUCUGAUAUAAGAAUGAGAGCUGACAUUGCAGCUGAUGGACUCACUGACAGACCACCUGAUAGACUUGCUGAUGAACCGGCUGAAGAACUUUCUCACGGACUUCUUGAAGGACUUUCUAAAGAACCCGCUGACGAACUAGCUGACAGCCCAUUCCUACUCGACGAACCACCCGACUAUUUUGAAGAUUUCCUGCUGUUUAUAUUCACUCUCAUGAAGACUACAAGCUGUUUAGGAGUUGCCAAAACGACACACAAGCUGUUUUUAUGUGUGGAACCAACAAAAGAGAAAGUUGCCUUUUCCGACAAAGCUACUUCCUUUUCAGCACCAAUCGAGAUUCUUCUAUUUAAUCUGGAUCCUCCAUCUAUUCAAGGAUAUCUUAGGCGUCCAUUAAGCCUUAAAGAUCUGCAUAUCUCUUCAGCCAGAAUCAUUGACGCUCCCCUAUUAAAGCCAAACGGAUAG